Molecule: messenger RNA, 585 nt
Organism: Paramacrobiotus metropolitanus
Lineage: Eukaryota; Metazoa; Tardigrada; Eutardigrada; Parachela; Macrobiotidae
Product: BTB/POZ domain-containing protein 3-like
Exons: 4
Coding region: 1-585 (194 amino acids)
Biological process (GO): neurogenesis
Cellular component (GO): P-body; cytosol
Molecular function (GO): protein binding
Source: RefSeq, a predicted model, not a curated record
AUGUCUCAGCCUGGACCGUCCUUGGAUCCGGUAGAUUUCGCGGGGCUAGCGACGAUCAGUGAUGACGUGCCACGCAUUUUGUUGAAUGGCGAAACGAGCGAUGUCCAGUUCGCGGUGGGACGGGAUUAUGGUACCGUGAAGAUCAUUCCAGCUCACAGAAGCGCCCUGAGUGCCCGCAGCGCAGUGUUCCAGGCGAUGUUCUACGGCAGUUUACCGGAGAGCGGCGCAACACCCAUCGACAUUCCGGACAUCCACCCUGAGGCCUUCGCUAAUAUGCUCAGCUAUAUCUACACCGAUGUGGUGAAUCUCACCUUGGAUACCGUCUUCCCCACAAUGGCCUGCGCAGAUAAAUACGACGUGCCCCAGUUGGUGGUCAAGUGCGCUGAUUUUGUUCUGAAUGAGCUCAACGAUAACAACUGCCUGGAUAUGCUGGAAACUGCGAUCUUCUACGCCAGCGCAGCGCCGAGCAUCCUGGCAAAGUGCUUAUCCCUGAUCGACGAUUCAGCAGAACUAUCUGGGAAUCGGAGCAGUUCUGUACACUUGGAGAGCAGGCGCUACGCAUCAUUCUUCAACGGGAUACGCUGA